Messenger RNA from Limanda limanda (common dab), 1473 nucleotides. RefSeq names its product leucine rich repeat containing 73 (gene lrrc73). The transcript has 6 exons. Gene Ontology annotation, molecular function: protein binding. Bases 1 to 969 code for a protein of 322 amino acids. Lineage: Eukaryota; Metazoa; Chordata; Actinopteri; Pleuronectiformes; Pleuronectidae. The record is from RefSeq and is a predicted model, not a curated record.
AUGCUGCCGGCCUCCAUCCAGAUCACCGGGGAGCAGCUCUCAGCCGCCGAGGUGCAGGACAUCUGUGAGAGUCUGAAGGAGGACGGCGUGCGCCUGCUGUCCAUCCGCGGCUGCCAGCUCUCCGAUCGCGACUUCGGACGAAUCUGUCGCAGCGUUGCCGAGUCGCGCUCGCUCGCUCAGCUCAACCUGAACCUGGGCGUGGUCUCCAGCAUCAGCAGAACUCGACACCUGGCCGACGCCAUGAGCACCAACCGAUCCCUGCAGACCCUGUUUCUCCACGGCAGCCCGCUCUUGGACGCCGGCCUGGUCACCCUGAACUUGGCGCUGUCGACCCACCCGGCCCUGGUCUGUCUGGAUCUAGGAGACUGCCUGCUGGGAGAUGAGGCGCUGGGUCUGAUCUGCGGGAUGCUGCCCCCUGAUGGAGCAAAGUCAGGCCUGAGGGAACUGACGCUCAGCGCUAACGCAGGAAUCGGCUCCAGAGCUUGGGCUCGACUCAGCAUCGCUGUGGCCCACAGCUCCCAGCUCCGAGUCCUCAACCUGGACUACAACCGGCUGGGUGAUCACAUCGCAGGGAUGUUGGCGGUUGCUGUGGCGUCCAGCAGAACCCUGGAGGUGUUGGACCUGGAGGGAACCGGACUGACCAACCAAUCAGCACAGGUCUUCCUGGACAUGGUGGAGAACUACCCGACCUGCCUGCGGGUUCUGGUUCUGGCGGAGAACGACAUCAGUGCGGAGCUGCAGCAGCAGAUCUGCGACCUCCUCUCUGAGGGGGAGGAGGACAGAGAGGCCCCGCCCCUCGUCACAGGCGCCAACCCCAGCAGUGACCUGCUGUCAAUCAGAGACAAGUACCAACCAAUCAGAGACAAGUACCAGCCCCCCGCCUGGCUCCCCCACAGCAACUCCGGCCCACAGACGGUCCUCCUGACAUCAGGUCUAGGUGAGAGCUUAUUGGACGAGACUGAGCUGUGACCCCUCCCACAAACACACCCACUGACUGUUUUCACUUGAUCCGAUUGGUUUGAAUGUUUGUUUCUGCACUGCACUUCCCUGGGUUGUCGGAUCACAUGAUCACUGGCAGCCAAUCACAUGCCACUGCAUGGUUUGAUGUAGCACCUGUACGUAGACAAGCAGCGGCACCAAAUUACUUCACCUGUGAUCAGGCUCCGCCCACAAAUGCUACCUGCGGGAACUCAGGCUAAAAAAUCCUCCAGCUCCACCUUGUGGAGAACAGUUAUUUGUUCUCAGGGCUGAUGGGAAAUGUAGUCCGUGCAGAGCCUGAACCUUCGGAUGUUUGUCUAAAGGAAGGAUUAAUGGACCAAACUUAAAUAUGAAGUUUGACUGUUUAAAGUUAAAAAGACGACGAUGCUCAUCAGUGUCUUUGAUGCAGAUUGUGUCACCUGGAGUUUCUGCAGGUAAACGGAAACGGAGUGUUUCUGAUGAAUGUAUUUUCUGUUUGUUUGUUCUGCCGCUCAA